This is a messenger RNA of Blepharisma stoltei, 2202 nucleotides long. Lineage: Eukaryota; Ciliophora; Heterotrichea; Heterotrichida; Blepharismidae. The record is from the annotation of a GenBank genome assembly.
AUGAAAGACCAAGAAGAAGGCGAAAACGAAGAAGAGGUCAAUAAGAUUAAAGAAGUAGGCUACAAAAUAGUAGAGGACUCUCCUAAAGGCCGAUUUUCAAGAGUAACCCUUAAGUAGUUCAAUGAAGAAAUUGGCAGUGGUGCAUACAAAACUGUUUAUCGAGCCAUUGAUAAUGACACAGGCUGCGAAGUUGCAUGAAACGUGGUUAAAACAGGAGGCAUGAGCAAAAUCGAAAAAGAAAAAGUCCGCGACGAAAUAAUGAUGAUUCAAAAAUUGAUGCAUCCAAACAUCAUCCAUUUCAUUAAGGCAUGACACAAUAAAGAAAGAGAAGAAGUCAUAUUUAUUACUGAAAUCAUGACAGGAGGCUCUUUGAAGCAAUACUUGAAAAAAAUCAGGUCACCGCAUUUAAGAGUUAUUAAGCAGUGAUGCAGAGACAUUUUAAACGGUUUACAUUAUUUGCAUACUCAAAAACCAUACCCAGUCAUACAUAGAGAUCUAAAAUGUGAUAAUAUUUUUGUGAGCUCUAGUACUGGGGAUAUCAGAAUUGGAGAUUUGGGGUUGUCGACAUUUAUGAGGACUUCUCAUAAUAAGACUGUCUUAGGGACUCCUCAAUAUAUGGCCCCUGAGUUGUUUGAAGAAAGAUAUGGGCCAACGGUGGAUAUUUAUUCAUUUGGUCUAUGUUUAUUAGAAAUGUGCACGCACUCAAUACCUUAUUCUGAAUGCAAAACCCCAGUAGAAGUUUAUAGAAAAGUCACUAACGGGAUUAAGCCAUUGGUACUUGAAAGAAUCAUGGAUAAAGAAGUCAAGGAAUUCAUUGAAUUAUGCUUAGCUCCUGUUGAUCAACGACCGUACGCAGAGGAGUUAUUAGCACAUCCAUUUAUUGUGAUUGAUGAAAAUGAUGAUAGAGUUCAUCAGCCUAUACAGCUUAGACCUGAAGAACUUUCUACUCAGAAAAGUAUAGAAAUAGACACACCAAUUAUUCAUGAUAAAGAAAGCGAAGAAAUAAAAGCAGAGUCUCCUCCAUCUCAGCCUAGUCAAAAGCCUAUAAUAAACAAUGAAAAAGAAGAAGUUAAAAACCCUCCUCCACGUGCAGUCGAACAGAGGGCUACUGAACCUCCUUCUGCUCUAAAAGAAGCACCAGCAACCUUAAGCAAAGCAGGCAGCAAAGAGCCUAUAAAAGAAACACCGACCUUGAGCCGAGCAGGCAGCAAAGAGCCUAUAAAAGAAAGAGAUCCGCCACCUGCUAAUUUAAGCAGAGCUAAUAGCAGAGAACCAACAAAAGAAAAAGAGACACCAGCCGCUUUAAGUAGGGCGAGCAGCAGAGAUGAUAGGAGAAGCAUACCUCCAACAGACUUCAUCAACUUAUCAAAAAUUGAAAAUCUCCCUCAAGACCCCCAAGAAACAGAAAUGACCUUAUCAAUUAACAUCGGAAGCAAAGACGCAGUUACUGGAAAAAUCAACCGCAUUAGGCUGGAUUUCGUAUUCAACCUUAACACAGACACCCCAGAAGGCGUAGCAGAAGAAAUGGCUUCUACCUUUAACCUUCGUCCUUCCUUUAUACCUAAGAUUGCUCAAGUUAUCCGCGAAAAGAUUGAUCACUGCAACGAGGACUCGACAGUUUACACUCCUAUAAGUUCUGGAAUGGGCUCUCGUAACAGCAGCUUUGAAAAUAUCGUCAGAGACUUCAAAUCAUAUGGAAUCCCAAGUCCUUCAUUUUCUAGCGGCAACACAUCCCCUAUCGAAAUCCAAGCCAAAGAUUCACAACACAGAGAACAUAUGAAAAGCUUGAUGAACGAAAUGAAUGAAAGGCAGCUUAUACAAAUCCCACCCUUCAAAAAUAAUAUUUCAAGGGCAAAACAAGAUAACGACCCUGAAGACAUAAAACUUGUACAAAUGGCUUUAAACAGCUCACUAGGGACUAGACAUAAGGCAGACGGGAUUUUUGGCAAGAAGACAGAAGCACUGGUGAAGAGGUUCCAAGAAGAAGCAGGGAUGCUGGUAAAUGGGGUUGUAAAUAAAACAGUGUGGGACCAGCUUAUGAUGAACUAUGAAAGGAAAAAGAGAUGGGAAAAAGAGCAAGCGAGGGAAAGCAGCGAAAGAAGAAAAGCCAACUCCAUUUCUUUUAGACAAAACUCUCAAAAUGGAGGAGACAUCGCUCAUCAAAUAGCUGAUCCGUGAAUGCUAGAUACAAUGCUAUCUUAA